AUGUACGUGAGCUACCUAUUGGAUAAGGAGGUGCCCAUGUACUCCAGCUCCGUGCGCCACUCGGGGGGGCUCAACCUGGCGGCGCAGAACUUUGUCAGCGCCCCGCAAUAUCCGGACUACGGAGGAUACCAUGUGGCCGCGGCCGGGGUGAACCUGGACAGCGCCCAGUCCCCGGGCCCCUCGUGGCCCUCUCCCUACGGCGCUCCGCUGCGGGACGACUGGAACGGCUACGGGCAGGGGGGCCCUGCCACUGCGGCGGCCAGCGCGGUGCACGGGCUGAACGGCGGCUCCCCCGCCGCGGCCCUGGCUUACAGCCCGGCUGACUAUCACCACCACCACCACCACCCGGGCCCGGCGUCCCACGCCGCCUCCGGGGUCAUGCAGCAGCUCAACCCGGGCGCCCCGGCCGCAGAACAGCUCUCCCCUGGCGGCCAGCGGCGGAAUCUGUGCGAGUGGAUGAGGAAGCCGACACAGCCCGCCCUGGGCGGCCAGGUUAAAACCAGGACAAAAGAUAAGUACCGCGUGGUGUACACGGACCACCAGCGGCUGGAACUGGAGAAGGAGUUUCAUUACAGCCGGUAUAUAACAAUCAGGAGGAAAGCAGAACUGGCUGCUACGCUGGGAUUGUCAGAGAGACAGGUAAAAAUCUGGUUCCAGAACAGGCGAGCGAAAGAAAGAAAGAUCAACAAGAAGAAAUUGCAGCAAUCUCAGCCCGGCGCGGUGCACAGCGGCUCGCAAGCGCUGAGCCCGGUCUCCUCCCUCCAGGGAUCAACGGGUCCUGGCCCAGCUGGGGGUGUCCUAGGAGCCGCUGGGGUCUUAGCGCCAUCAGUGACCCAGUGA
Emys orbicularis (European pond turtle) is the source of this 840-nucleotide messenger RNA. RefSeq names its product caudal type homeobox 2 (gene CDX2). NCBI's taxonomy places the organism in Eukaryota, Metazoa, Chordata, Testudines, Emydidae. Gene Ontology annotation, molecular function: DNA-binding transcription factor activity, RNA polymerase II-specific; RNA polymerase II transcription regulatory region sequence-specific DNA binding. The record is from RefSeq and is a predicted model, not a curated record. Gene Ontology annotation, cellular component: nucleus. The coding region runs from base 1 to 840 and encodes 279 amino acids. The transcript is spliced from 3 exons. Gene Ontology annotation, biological process: animal organ morphogenesis; regulation of transcription by RNA polymerase II; anterior/posterior axis specification.